Molecule: messenger RNA, 364 nt
Organism: Chiloscyllium plagiosum (whitespotted bambooshark)
Lineage: Eukaryota; Metazoa; Chordata; Chondrichthyes; Orectolobiformes; Hemiscylliidae
Product: histone H3
Cellular component (GO): nucleosome
Molecular function (GO): structural constituent of chromatin; protein heterodimerization activity; DNA binding
Source: RefSeq, a predicted model, not a curated record
GCUGCCCGCAAGAGCGCUCCGGCCACGGGCGGAGUGAAGAAGCCUCAUCGCUACAGGCCCGGCACGGUGGCUCUGCGGGAGAUCCGCCGCUACCAGAAAUCCACCGAGCUGCUGAUCCGCAAACUGCCCUUCCAGCGCCUGGUGCGAGAGAUCGCUCAGGACUUCAAGACCGACCUGCGCUUCCAGAGCUCGGCGGUGAUGGCCCUGCAGGAGGCCAGCGAGGCUUACCUGGUGGGGCUGUUUGAGGACACCAACCUGUGCGCCAUCCACGCCAAGCGGGUCACCAUCAUGCCCAAAGACAUCCAGCUGGCCCGCCGGAUCCGCGGGGAGCGCGCCUAAACGGAGCCUGGCCGGCCCUGCACAU